GGGCAUCUGGUCGUCUGCCGUGUGACCUCCGUCCGCAGAGACAGACAGGCGGCCUCGCCAUCUACUCCUCAUUUUCACAAGUGAAUUUGCCCUUCGUCGAUCUCCGAGAUGGCAGCUGGACGAUUUGCUGGAACCAAAGUUAACUGGCCUUCACUUCUCGAACGUUUUCCCUUGAAAGAUGACGCGAAUUUGAGCAAAGUGCUGACGCUGAAGAAGAACCAUGAAGCCUUCUUGAGGAGGCUUGCUGUCCUCCCAGAGAAAGCACCUGCAAUUGAUUGGGCUGCUUACAAAUCUAAAAUUAGCCCUGCAUUCGUUGAUGCCAUCAAGCAGAAGUACGAAGCCAUCUCCGUUCCAUACCCCAAGAGCAAUGUUGAUGAUUUGAUCAACAACUCUGAGAAGGAAAACGACCAGAAAGUGGCUAACUGCAAAGCAGGCAACUUGAAGCUUGUUGCUGAACUUGAGGAGGAGCUGAAGGCGCUGGACAGCAAGCUGCCCAUUGAAGAAAUGACCAUUCAAGAGUACAAGCAGGCCUAUCCAGAUGUUGGUCCAAGUGUUUCCCAUCCCACUCCCCAUCCUCACGACGACCCGGACAACAACAGGGAAUGGCGUAUCUACAUUGCUGCUGCUGACAAGGGCGACAAGUCUGUUCCCAGGCCAGUUGGUUAAAACUAGGAAUGUAAAUUUUAUCCGAAUUUUUCACCCGAAACUUGGGUGAUAAGUGUAUAGAAAUCACAUAAGCUGACACUGAUUUAUAUCUGUUAGUAGUUUAAAUUGUUCUGCUUCUAAAAUUCAAUUAAACUACCUCCGGCUCUGAA
Molecule: messenger RNA, 815 nt
Organism: Frankliniella occidentalis (western flower thrips)
Lineage: Eukaryota; Metazoa; Arthropoda; Insecta; Thysanoptera; Thripidae
Product: ATP synthase subunit d, mitochondrial
Exons: 4
Coding region: 109-666 (185 amino acids)
Biological process (GO): proton motive force-driven ATP synthesis
Molecular function (GO): proton transmembrane transporter activity
Source: RefSeq, a predicted model, not a curated record